AUGUGUAAGCAUUGCUAUGUUAAAAGGAGUAUUGAGAACUUUUUUCAUCCCUCUGAUGAAAAUCAAGAGGAAGAAAAUGACACAUGUAAUCGAUAUGCUGAAAGAAGUGCUAAGAAAUGGAAAGCAACUAAAAAAAUAAAAAAAGCAAAACAGGAAGCCCUAGAUAGCAAUAUUAAUUCUGAUGAGCUUGAUAUAGGUACCUCUACCAGCUUUGAUAAUAUUGUUCCAAAUGAUUCCAAUUUUACUUCUGAUAAUGGUAACAUUACCAUAUCUAAUGACCCUGGUACUAUCACUCUCAAUGUUUCUAACAACUCUGGUACUAUUAUUUCUAACGACUCUGGUACUAUCAUUGAUGUUUCUAAUAUCACCACAGAUAGUUUUGAUAAUAUUAUCUCUAAUAACUCUGAGUACAUUACCUAUAAUGAAAAUGAGCAUGAUGUCUGA
Molecule: messenger RNA, 444 nt
Organism: Dentiscutata heterogama
Lineage: Eukaryota; Fungi; Glomeromycota; Glomeromycetes; Diversisporales; Gigasporaceae
Source: the annotation of a GenBank genome assembly